AUGACAAACCCAAGCAAUCCGCAAGAACAAACCGAUCGUCAUCAUCAUCAUCAACAAGAAUUAACAGCAUCAUCAUCGGACGAAGAUUCUACGGAAUCUUCUCUAUCUGUUCAAAUCAAUACACUGGUUAUUGAAUAUUUAUUGUACCGCCGUAUUGAUUCUGUGGUUGAUGAAUUGCUUAAAAGCCUUCCCUUCGAUACAAACUCUCUGAAUGUUAAGGUGAGAUUGGUGAUCAAUAUGCUCAACGAAACCUCACAACAAAUAACAAACGAACAAGAUUUGAAUGAUCGCUUGAAUUUGAUCGAAACUUGUGUGGAAAAGGUGAUUUCUCUCAUUCAGAACAGAAAAGAUGAUUUUGCUCGCAUCUUUGAGAAUGCUUCAUUCACUGUUCUAGCCUACAUGAAAAAGCUGAACAAAUGGUGGAAAGCUUUUAAAGAAGAAAGUAAUUACGAAGAAAGAUAUUCUUGUUUAUUGUCCAUUGUCAAGUAUAUUAACAUUUUGGGUAAUUACAUUCAACCACCAAAACUCUAUUCAAUUUUACAAGACUAUGAGAAGCAUGAACAAGAAAAUCAAGAACAACCAUCUUUUGUGCGUACAAGUCCAAAGAAAUCUAUUACAUCCACUCCACGUGGUGGUGGUGGUGCUAGUUCGUCUGAGUCUAUGAAUGGUCAUGCAUCUGCUCGAAGAACAUCAAUUUCAAACCUUCCAAUUCACUCUGAUUCUCUUGAACAAUUCAAUGAACCAUGUACAGCAAUGGCACUAGGAAAUCCUGUGAAAGAGGAUACUAAUUUAUUCAUUGCUAAGAGAAAAUCUGAACCUGUACAAAAGAAGCUUCUCACCUUGGCUCUAUCAGAAGUUGGAACACCAAAGAAAAAACAACCUAGAAGAUUGAAUGAAAGACACUCUGAUGCUAAGAAAGUUAAAGUUAAUAGAGAACUUGCAUCAGAUUCUGAAGAAGAACCACCUGUUAAAGUACCACCUAAGGCAACUGUUAAGCAACAUUUGAGGUCACAACAAUCCCCAUCUAAGAAACAAAAAGGAGAUACAUCAACAAAUGUAUUUGAAGAAUAUUCAGAUGAGGAAGAUACUGAACGAGUACUUUUCCACAAACCUGCUCAGAAAAAACCAAAGAAGAUCACUAGUGAUAGCUCUAAACCAAGACAAAAGAAGGUUUUUUGGUCCGAAGAAGAGGUGGAUGCAUUGUUAGCUGGCUACAAGAGAUUUGGAGGAAAUUGGGCUAAGAUAUUAGCAACCUAUAAGAAAAUGUUCAAUCCGGUUCGAGAUAGUUUGAGUUUGAGAGACAAGUAUAGAAAUCUUGUAAAAUACGGAUAUAUUGAAGAAGAUUAA
Molecule: messenger RNA, 1347 nt
Organism: Naegleria fowleri
Lineage: Eukaryota; Heterolobosea; Eutetramitea; Acrasida; Naegleriidae
Exons: 1
Coding region: 1-1347 (448 amino acids)
Source: RefSeq, a predicted model, not a curated record